AUGCCAGAGCUCCCUCAGCCCUCAUUUAUGACAAAGACGCUGGCCGAACUAAAUUUAGGUACCCGAAAAGGCGUGGCCACGGUUCAGGCCAUCUGGCCCAUUCAUCGUGCACUUAGUCUGUUUAUCGAGAAGCGUGUCUCCGCUUUGCCAGUAGUCGAUGAGGAGAACAAGAUGAUCGAUAUCUACGCCAAGUUCGAUGUGAUUGUAAGUCAGCUCACGUUCAUAACACAGACCUACUACCAACAGGAACUCCACUUUGUCCUAAACGGAAAUAUUCGGUUCUGCUUCUAA
Messenger RNA from Protopolystoma xenopodis, 291 nucleotides. The record is from the annotation of a GenBank genome assembly. NCBI's taxonomy places the organism in Eukaryota, Metazoa, Platyhelminthes, Monogenea, Polystomatidea, Polystomatidae.